Aspergillus versicolor CBS 583.65 is the source of this 1827-nucleotide messenger RNA. RefSeq lists its product as uncharacterized. Lineage: Eukaryota; Fungi; Ascomycota; Eurotiomycetes; Eurotiales; Aspergillaceae. Gene Ontology annotation, molecular function: zinc ion binding; DNA-binding transcription factor activity, RNA polymerase II-specific. Gene Ontology annotation, biological process: regulation of DNA-templated transcription. Bases 290 to 1816 code for a protein of 508 amino acids. The transcript is spliced from 4 exons. The record is from RefSeq and is a predicted model, not a curated record.
AGGAGAUUCCCAAGCAGAACGGCGACAGCGACAAGGACAUGAACGGUAGCAAAAGACCCCCCCCCCCCUCCCCCAAAAAAAAAGAAAAAAGAAAGAAAAGGAAAAGACAAGAAAAUAAAUCCAGUAAAAUCGAAAAAAGAACGUCGACAAUCAGCGUGGAGGGAGCAACAUUGUUCUAACACCACACUGUUAUAAGCUACUUGCCUUCCCUCCCCCGCGCCCAGGUGUAUAGUUGUCGGCGCCUUAAUCAUUUACGCCCCAGAGCGUCACAGAAGGGUUAGACAAGCGGAUGAUCCUUGACCGUUGGCCUCAUAGUAACAUUGGAAGUACUUCUACUCACCUGAUCCUACCUGUUCACUACGUAUCAAUGGCCCAACCUUUCUAUCCUGCGGAUGAUGAGGUGAGCUUCGGUUCACACCCCAAGCGGGAUGCUCUAUCGAUACAGCAUACCAUCCAAGGCGACGGCCGCCCAGAUAUCGUGGACAGAAACCUGGCCUGCGCCGGUACGGCUCAAGAGAUCGAGGCGAAGUGUCGAGCCCCGACGAGACGACGGAUCCCAGUUGCAUGCGUAAGAUGUCGGAAGCGGAAAAUUCGGUGCAGUGGCGACGCUGGUGAUGGUUUAGGUUGCUCUAACUGCCAGAGCACUGGAAGCAUGUGCCAGUUCCUAAGGGUAAACUCUGCGAUGUGCCAGACCAAGGUUCGAGCUCCUGUCACGUCGGGAUGGCCAUAUCCCGCAAACGAGACGGCACCCCAGAGGCUGGGAACAUACGCGUCUUCGUCGAAGAUGGGAAAUGUACCUACAAGCUUUCCUGAGCAUCGCAUUCACCAAUUCUUACGGGCCCCAGAAUACGAGGCUACUCCGGAUACCCAGCACCUCUACGGUCGACAAGCUUUUGGCAUUGAGUCUACAAUAGACUACGAAGACGAGCCCUCAACCACGUACCACGCUCAAUCAACACCCGCCUAUACGUUACCAAAUUCACCCCAAGUAUUCAUGCCAGAGUACUGCGGAAUGGGAUUAGGUUCGAAAAGCUGGGCUGCAGCUCUGCAGGGCAAUCGAGGCCCUCCCGGAAUCGUGUUUUCGGAGGGUGAGGCCGGGAGCCCCCUGGCCACUGCGGCUUAUCCAUACGUGAUCUCUGGACAAGUAUCACAGUCAAACGAGGCCCUUAGCAUGGUGCAUACCCAAGGGCCACUGACCUCUCCAGCUCAGGAGACGGAGCGGACACCUCCCAACCCUACCAACGGAAGCCCGUUCCCAGAGAACAGCGACGGUCUUCCCGCAAACAUGGAUGGUCCACCACCUGCCCACGAUUAUAAACCUAGUAGCCGCUGGAUCGCAAGGUGCGACCACCGAGUACCGAGUGUGUCUUUCAACACCGCCACAAUGGAUCGACCAAAGCCGAUCCCUUCUAGUGGGCAGGACGUGACGUUUGGUUUCUUACCAUUAGCGUCAAACAGUGCACCGUCAUCGGUUCUACCGUCAUCUGGAGCAUUUUCGAGCUUAGAAUCUACAGCAUACCCUGCCGAAACAAGCGACGAGUUCCGCGGAAAUGGAGAUGAUCGAUACAGGUCCUUCUCGCGCGACACCAGGCGAAUGGUGCCCAUUGCAGACUACCGAUCUAGUACCUAUGGAUACUCCAGACCAACCUACAGGAACGGAUCCGAGAAUGGCGACUCAAAUUCUGAGAGCACAUUGAUUAACGGACUUCCCUAUACGCGGCCGACUCAUUCAGUCGGCCUCCCUCAGCUUGAUGAGAAGCCCGAACCACAAGUUAUCACCCGACACCCUUCGUACACCGGUCUUUGUUCUCAAUAAUAGCGGUAGAU